CCACGGCACGAUCACAGAGACGCAGCAGGUUCCAGAGGAGCCACAGUAGUCUCAUCCACGGAGAGUCGCGCACAGACGCGUAUUCGGAGUUUCUCCACAGGAGGACGGAGCGGCUCGUUUUUUUUUUUUUAUCAUUACAUGCGCAGUCCUGUCCUGAAUCACUCAUCACCACGGCAACCUGCGUUCACAUCCAGUCUCCGGUUAGCAUCCGUCCCUGAGACCCGCUCCCGGACAAGGAGACAGGAGAUCCUCGCAAAGACAGAUCCUUGAGCAGCACUUUUACAUUUGGAUGCAAAACACACAAUCUGAGUCAACCUGACCUGAGCUGUCCAUCCCUGUUGGUUAGAUCUGUUCGGGCCAUUUAAGGCAGCUGAGCAGCCAUGGUAAAGCUGGGCAGUAAUCUAUCUGAUAAGCUGGACAAGCAGCAAUCUGCAGAUGAUGGCUUUGAUAACAUCCCCCUCAUCACACCCCUGGAGGUCAGCCAGCUCCAGCAGCCACUGGCAGACAAGGUCAUUGUGAAGACAAAAACACAGUUUCAACUGAAGCAGGAGCAAAGGAGCUGGUUCUAUGUUCCCAACAUUAAGAAGCUGAAUAUCAACUUCUACAAUGAUGUCUCGGAUAAAAUUAAGAUCACAGGUUUGAUCCUCAUCACGCUGGCAUUUUUGACAAGCCUGCUCCUUCUGCUUAUGUACAAAGCCAUGUGGUAUGACCAGCUUACCUGCCCAGAGGGUUUUGUCCUGAAGCAGAAGCACUGCACCCCUGCAGCUCUGGAGAUGUACUACACCGAGCAGCAGCAGCAGGAGGAGGAUCCAGGAGCCCAGAGGAUCACCAAUACAGGGCUGUACGCAGCCCUCAGCCACCUCAACCAGGUCAAGAGGACUGGACCCGGAUUGAUGUCACAGUGGUUACCAGUAAUCAGGCAGGGGGACGAGGAGGCCAAAGAAAGCAGCGAGCCUCUAAAAGAAGAGCUGGAGGGAGAGGAGUGAAGAAUAAAAUGGAAAAUAUAGUUUGAAACAACAGAAAAUGAUGGUGUGAAUGCGUAUAUGUGUGUGCAUUUAUAUAUACUUGUUUUUACAGGUUUUGGGGACCCUAACCUAACAGAAAAUCAGCUUAUAGGGUUCUGUUUUACCAGUGAAGAUCAAGUAGAGACCCACAUCUCUAAAGCUAGAUAGACUAUUUAAAAUCUGCAACAUAGGAUCAUGCGUGCCAAAUUGUGUUUAGAGACAGCAAUGUGGCUUACUUUUAGAACGAGACUAAAUCAUAAUUUUAAAAAAAAGUGCCACUGCGUCCUAGAUUUGCAAUACCCCAAACUCUGUAAAGACAUAUAGGUAGAUAUGUAGUGUGUGCAUAUUUGCAUUCAUGAUUUCAUGUGUACAUCCCACGUGCACUUAUGUGAGAAUGUUGAAGGUGAAAGAAAAGAGGCGGCGUGAGAACUUGCAGUGAGAAGUUGAAUUAACACAUUUUUAAUGAGAUUGAUGCAAGUUUUGAGCCUUGCUAUCUUGGUAUUUCUUCAUUGGUCUUUGAGCAGAAUGCUUAAAAUAAUAAAUUAAUGUGCUCCAAGUUUUACUGUUUAGAUAUUUUAAUUUCAUUCAUGUCAGAUAACUUUAAAUCCUGUAAUCUUCUGGGUGUAAAUUGCAGUUUUGUACCGUUUAAGGAAAGUUUUAAGGAAUUGCCCUGUGUUUCUUUUGCAAACUAGAUAAUUCCAUUUAUUAAAAGGUAAUUAUAGGAAAAAUAAAGUGAAGCAUUUUUUGAUCAGUAAUGCACCUAUAAAGGCAUCAAAUAAAGAAGACCUGAGAAGCCAGAAGUCAGAGCCAUAGAAGUAACUAAAUUUGGCCGAUUCUGUGCUACAUAAUAAUGAACUUCUUACUGUAUUGUGAAUGUAGCUAUUUAUGUAUUACUGAAGACAAAAUUUACAUCAAUAUAAUACUGUAACUUCAUGUCAGUUGGCUAAAUGCAGUUACGUGUCGUCUUUGUUGUUGUUCCUGUUGGUAUUUAUAUUUUUAAAUAUUUUCUGUUUUUCUAAGAAAAGUAAUUUUUGUCAUAGAUGCAUAGAAUAAAACCCACAGUGCUAUGUCAUAUAAAUGUGUAAAGUAGUUGCUUUCAGCUUAUAAAUUGAUGUUAUUCAUAAUCAUAAUGUUUGUACAGAAAGUGUCUGUAAUGAUUCAUCACACAUUAACAUUCUCUCUAAAAAAUGUUUUGUUUUGUAAGUAAAUUGUUUACAGGAACAUAACGAUUGUAUAAAUGACAUCAUUCAAAGCCAGCCUAAAUAUUGUUUUUAAAGUUAUAGAAAGUACUUACAUGACAGAAUGUGUUAUUUGCCUUAUCGUAUUGUUAGGUAUUAAUUCGUUCUUUUGUAUUUUAGAAUAAAACUCUUCAAGUGAUCUGGACAAAUCAGCUCCACAGUGUUCAGGAGCCAAACACUUCAGGCUACUUUGAUUUAACGUACAGAACAGAAAUAAAGUAUCACAUUUACUUGUUCCCAGGGAAUUCUACUUCAUCCCUCCCUCUCUCCCUCAUCCAUCCAUCUAUCCAUCCAUCCAUCAUGUACAUGUAUUGAGCAGGACUUUGCAGUGUGCUACCUAGUUUUAUUGGUGCCUGUGGUCUCAGCUUUAUUGAGAUUGUUAACAAGCUGAUUUUGUGUAAUCCAGGCCUGAUCUCUCAACUUUCUCAAAAUUACCCUGGCCAAAUAAAACAAGAUCUUGGAUGGAGAGCCAGAGCAAUUUUCAUAUUACUGCACUAACAGUGUUCUCUUUCUCACCAAGCUUGCUUAUGGUCUGGUAGCUCUCUCUGGCCUUGUGUAGGUCUACAUUUGUGCCCUCUGAUAGUUAUUUGCUCUUGCCCAUUGUGGUGGAGAGGUUUGAAUAGAAGACACUGAUUUUCUGACAAUAUUUUAAAGGGACAUGACAAAUUUAUGCACCUUAUGGGAACAUUAUUGGCCUAUGUGGGUCAAAAUUUGUGUUGGUUGGUAGGGAAUCAUUUGACUCAAAGGCAAAUCAGUUCAUAACCUUAAUAUAAAGUUCUUUUUUUUCAUUGUCAGAGGGUAUAAUUACAUGUUAAUGCACUGAUACACAGGUCAGUAUGAACUUGAGAUAAGUGACACAUCGACAUGUACCAUGAGAACUGGAACCAGACCUUCUGAUUGCAGGACGACUCCCAUGUUAAAUGUAAUGCAUUGUUGUGGAAUUAUGUUAUGGAACAUGGUGUAAAAAUUUCAACCAGAUGAACAGAAAGCAAUAAAAGAGCUAAAAAAGA
Messenger RNA from Girardinichthys multiradiatus, 3252 nucleotides. It is a transcript of the gene caly, whose product is annotated as calcyon neuron-specific vesicular protein. Gene Ontology annotation, cellular component: membrane; endosome. NCBI's taxonomy places the organism in Eukaryota, Metazoa, Chordata, Actinopteri, Cyprinodontiformes, Goodeidae. Gene Ontology annotation, biological process: clathrin coat assembly; endosomal transport; G protein-coupled dopamine receptor signaling pathway. The coding region runs from base 381 to 986 and encodes 201 amino acids. The transcript is spliced from 5 exons. Gene Ontology annotation, molecular function: clathrin light chain binding. The record is from RefSeq and is a predicted model, not a curated record.